GAUAGCGGCGGAUCCAUGGGAGGAUGAAGGAGAUGGUUGGAGGCUGCUGCGUGUGCUCAGAUGAGAGAGGUUGGGCCGAGAACCCGCUUGUCUAUUGUGACGGACAUGGGUGCAAUGUGGCUGUGCAUCAAGCCUGCUAUGGGAUUGUGCAGGUUCCCACAGGACCCUGGUUUUGUCAGAAAUGUGAGUCUCAGGAGAGGGCUGCCCGAGUGAGAUGUGACCUUUGCCCACAUAAAGAAGGGGCACUAAAGAAAACAGACAAUGGAGGUUGGGCACAUGUGAUGUGUGUUCUUUAUAUUCCUGAGGUUCAGUUUGCCAAUGUCCUGACUAUGGAACCCAUUGUGCUGCAAUAUGUUCCCCAUGAUCGCUUUAACAAGACCUGCUAUAUUUGUGAAGAACAAGGCCGCGAGAGUAGAGCUGCAUCAGGGGCUUGUAUGAUUAAUCGUCACGGCUGUCGACAGGCAUUCCACGUGACAUGUGCUCAGAUGGCUGGGCUGCUGUGUGAAGAGGAGGCUCAGGAGGUGGAUAAUGUGAAAUAUAUUGGAUACUGCAAGUACCACUUCAACAAGAUGGUGAGCGACCCUCAGAAGGUUUCUCGUCUCACCUGUCCUUUUGUGCCUGGUCGGUGCAGUCGUUCUGCCUCGCCUGCCCUAGAAAAACCUAUUCUAUAUAGAGACCGACAGAAGAAGAGUCAUAAAGACAAAGAGAGGAUCCGGCAUAGAAAGCACCGGGAUUCCCCAGGUCAUUUGAAUGCUCCAUCCCUGCUACCCAUAACUGCUGAGAAGCAGGAAAGCAGUAUGGAUAGCCCGGAGAUUGUAAGGUCAGAGGUAAAAGGGAAGAAACUAUCAAAUCAUAGAGGUCAUAAAAUUGGAAAGGGAGCAACAGGUGGAGGUUCCCUCCCAGCAGGUAAUACCUCCUCUCCGCCUCUUCUGGUUACCUUUCCAAAACUAGAGGAACAAGAAGAUGAGGAUGAAGAAGAGGAAGAGGAAGAUGAUGAAGAGGGAUCCUCAAGGGCUGCACCUCCCUCUCCACCAGAACUUACUUUUUCAAGCUUAGGUUCCAUUAUGCGCUUUUCCACUGUCUCAGGUGGCACCCCUCGAACUUGGGAUCCCAUUCCUGGUGAAACUCGAACACAGAAAUGGAGCAGAGAGGGAGCAGAACCACCUUGGGAAAAAAAGCACAAGGGCAACAAGAGGAGCAGGCAUGGCCCUGGGCGACCCCGCGGAAGCAAAAACAAUCCUUCACACAGCACUUCCCCUCUCACUCUUACCAGUGUCAGCCUGGAGUCCCCUCUUCUAUCCUCAGGUAUAUACACCAGUAACAAGGACCUGAUCACAGUGAGGAAAGCCUGCAGUACUCCGCUUUCCUCCAGCCUCCUUUCUCACCAGAACUCCCUUCCACCGUACAGCAGAGCAUGCCCUAUUACUCCCUCCUCCACUGCAUCUACUACAUAGGUUUUUUCUUUGGCUGGACCCACUUUCAGUAUUCCCUCAUCUCACAUUUUUGGAAGUCCACUGUCAAUGCCUCCUCUUCUCAGCCAGGUUGAGAGCAGCCGCACAGAGCCUGAGUUGGAAGACUGCAGUUUUGUGUGUAGAGGGAGCUCCCCCAGAGAGAGUCUGUCAUCCAUGUCACCCAUCAGCAGCUUACCACCUCUGUUUGAUCCAAGUGCCCCCUGCAGUCAAAAUGAAAGUGUCCCUCAAGUCACUGCUAACCUUGAGCAGCUACUGGAAAAGCAUGGAGAGGCAGGAGUUAAUAUUGUAGACAUGCUCCAAGCCUUGCACUCACUGCAGAAGGAGAAUCGUUCUUUGCAGGAUCAGAUAUUGACUCUAACUGCACGAAAGGAGAAGCUGCAACUACUCAAUGUCCAGCUUUCCUGCCCAUUCCCUCCUAAUUUGCCAACAGCUAACGCUUCACUUGGUAGCUCACAAGAUUAUAUCAAUAAUAAAAGUCCCACUUCAAAGGGCAGCUUCCGUACAGAGAAUUCACUGUCUGAGGACCCCCACUCAGGCUGCCCCAGUAGAAGCAGUUCUUGUCUGUCAGUGCACAGUACUUCUCCACCAGGUCCAAUCCCACAGGGUGGGCCUUCGCUACCAACCAUAGGGGCAGAGCAGCUUGUGAAUGGGCUAGUAAGAUCAUCAGGCCAAGGGGCACCACCUUCUCUUGCCACCAUCCCUCUACUAGGGGCUUUGUCAGGAAAUCCAGGAGCACUUGCACUGAAUAGUAUUCUGGGAAGCAUCAGCGGAAGUCUUCAAGGGACAGCAGGGCAAACGCCAAAUGCUCUGCGAGGUGGAACAGUUGGCUCCCAGAUACCAAGCAGUCUCCCAACAAUGAAUACUAUUUCAGAACAGCAGAGGCAUCUUUUCCACCAGUUACAGCAGAUCACAUCAACAAAUCUUACUGCAGAUCAACAGAGCCUUCUUUGCCAGUGGAUUCAGAACAUACAGCAACGACGCGAUCUUCAGCGACUUAUGGCAUCAUCCACAGCACCACCCCUUCUUCCAGUGACCUCAACUUGUAGCACAAUGGCUUCAUCACCUGCCCCUCCCAUUCUUACAGCACAAACCCCUCCCUUCUUGGGGCUUCAGAGUGAGGGGUGUGGUCCAAAAACCUCAAGAGGUGGUGAAAAGACUCCGACAAACCAGGACAAGGGAUAAAGUGCUCGGUCUUGACCUGUGUAAGGAAGAGUGAGAUGAGUCAAUGAAGCAAGGAAGAAGCAAUCGCCCUGUUUAUGAAAAAUAAGGGAUACACUUGAUUUUGCUGGAAAGAGGUGUACAGCUAUGAUGAGGCCAAGAACAUAAUGUCACAUAAGUGGACAUAUAAUGUUAUACAUAUACAUUGUCUCAUACAGAAUCAGUUUAAAAUGAUAUAUCUUUUCUGGAAUAGUUGCUCACCAAGAAUCGGGAUUCCUGCCUAACUUCCACAAAGAAACAUGUACAAGGUACAC
Bombina bombina (fire-bellied toad) is the source of this 2944-nucleotide messenger RNA. RefSeq names its product protein AF-17-like. Gene Ontology annotation, cellular component: nucleus. Lineage: Eukaryota; Metazoa; Chordata; Amphibia; Anura; Bombinatoridae. Gene Ontology annotation, biological process: regulation of transcription by RNA polymerase II. The record is from RefSeq and is a predicted model, not a curated record. Gene Ontology annotation, molecular function: histone binding; nucleosome binding.